AUGGAAAGGCUUCCGGCUCGUGAAACAAGUUCUCCAAGUGAUGAUGUCAUGGGAUUAACUGAUAGAUUGCUGGAUUUUGCUCCUGGUAUUGCGGGAGAGCAACUAACGGAAAAACAAGAAAUUGCAUUAAAAGAAGCAGCUGUGUAUUUUUAUAAACAAUUAAUGUUGCAACAACAAAAACCAAAUGACGCGGCAUCCAUUUCUCUAGUUAAUUCUUCCAGCGAUAUAUGUAGAAUAUGCAGAGAAGCCGGUAGCAAAGAAGAUUUAAUAACCACUUGCUGCUGCAGAGGAACAAUGAGAUUCAUUCAUUUAUCAUGUUUAGAACAUUGGUUAGCCGAAUCUGAUUCAACAAAAUGCGAAUUAUGUUCAUAUCAAUAUCAAACAGUUAGAACGCCAAAGUAUUCAAUAAUAAAAUCUAUACUUUUGUGGCUUCAAAAUCCAGGAAGACGAAGAGAUGCCAGAGAAAUUAUGUUAGAUUUUCUUGCUUUAAUUGUAUUUACACCGAUGGCAUUUUUUGGAACUUACAUGGCUUUGCUCACAGCUGAAACUUGGUAUAUUUUUUAUUAUUUAAAUUUUACACUUUUGAGAUUUAAAAGCACACAGUACACUACGGAAAAUUGCAUAGCUAUGAGUCCUACAAUCACGAAAAUAGUAUCCGUUGGAUGUCUCGGCAUUAUCGGAGCUAUCGAUACUGCUUAUUUUUCGUGGCUUCUUGUAAGAGCACAACAUCACACGAGAGCCUGGAAUCGUUGGAGGAGACGAAAUAGUAUUGUUAAAGUCAUACUUUCUCCUAAAAAAUCAAAAUCAAACGAACAGAACGGAUUAAACGGAAAUAAAAGUAUAACAAAAGCAGAAGACAGUGUAACGAAUCAAGUAACCGAAACAGAAUCAUGA
This is a messenger RNA of Pediculus humanus corporis (human body louse), 894 nucleotides long. RefSeq names its product membrane associated RING finger, putative. Gene Ontology annotation, molecular function: zinc ion binding; ubiquitin-protein transferase activity. The transcript has 4 exons. The coding region runs from base 1 to 894 and encodes 297 amino acids. Gene Ontology annotation, biological process: protein ubiquitination. The record is from RefSeq and is a predicted model, not a curated record. NCBI's taxonomy places the organism in Eukaryota, Metazoa, Arthropoda, Insecta, Psocodea, Pediculidae.